Messenger RNA from Thermochaetoides thermophila DSM 1495, 1029 nucleotides. RefSeq lists its product as uncharacterized. The record is from RefSeq and is a predicted model, not a curated record. Bases 1 to 1029 code for a protein of 342 amino acids. NCBI's taxonomy places the organism in Eukaryota, Fungi, Ascomycota, Sordariomycetes, Sordariales, Chaetomiaceae. The transcript has 2 exons.
AUGGCCACUUGGCUCGCGGCAGAGUACUCCGGGACCGACCGUGACAUUGACCAGGAGUUUUCCGAUGUUGUAUUUGCCGCGACCAUUGUCGCCAUCAUCGGCUCGUUCAUCAGCAUUGUGGGGUCUGUGCUCAUGAUGGUCGCCCUCCACAUUAGCAGCGUUUCUGCCUACUAUGUGGUGGUUAGCCGUCAACGGUGGUGGAAGUUUUUCCAAAUAGACGCUUGGUGUGGCAUCGGUCUCAUGGUUCUCUUCGCCAUCAUCUGGACUGCCGUACUACUGGAUGCCGUUAUUCAAGGUAAAUCUGUUUCAGUCAACAUUAACUGGCUCCAUUUUGUUAUUUGGUUCGCCCUCGAUAUCAUUGCCCUAUGCAUCUUUAUCGGCGCCAUCUAUGUUAGGUCAAAGUUCAAAGAAAGGAGCGAUCUUGUCCCGGGAAAUCUUGUGGCUCUUAUUCUCACUGCCUCGUUCCUCGAACUUGUCCGUUGCAGCUACUGGUGCGGUAUUGUAAGGCAAGCCAUGCGAGAUGAUACCUCAGACACAGGAUACCACGCUCGUCUCAUCCUCGAUCCAAUCUUCAGCCACUGGGUCCAAGCAACCGUCAUCAUCCUCACCAAUGUUGUCCUCGGCCGGCCGAUCUGGGCCCACGCACCCACAGUCGAUGUACCGCCGCCACAGCAGCCGAUGUACGUCUAUCCCUUUCCAGCUCCGGCUCCGGCUCCAGCUCCAGCUCCCUAUCCGGCGCAUUACUCAAUGUACGGCUAUCCCCAACCGUAUGCCCAGCCUGCGGAAACUUCAUAUUCUGCUCAGGGGUAUUAUGCGUCAACGGGGCAAUCUAAGCCUUCUCCGGCUCCUGUCUCUCCUCCGGUCGCAGCGCCUGCUGCUCUAGCCACCCCUCCGCCCCUUGCGAACCAACCGAUGCCCUCUAUGUCGACGGGCUCCACUCUGACCCAGCCUCUGGCGCAUAUUUAUGAGGCUGACAAUGGGAGUGUGCCGAGGACGGAAUUACCUGCUGAUCCUGCGCAUAUGAGAUGA